CCGUCAUUCCUCAAUUCCCAAAAUGAGCAGCAUUUUGGUCACUGAUACCGACGAGUCUGCGACGCUGGAGGCGACUCUGGCCUUCCUAGACGCAUGGGAGGCCCCCACCACAAAGCGCAGCUUCGAUCCGACCGUCUCCAGCUUCCAUACACCGGCUCGAUGCCUCACGCCGCAGCAGAAGCAACAAGACCAACACUCUCGACGCAAGAAGCCUCGCCGCAAAUACCCCAACAGCUCGUCCACUGUGCUGCAGCGCCGAAAGAAAGCGGAAAUCCUGGCGCUACGGACACAAGUGGAGCAACUCGAGUUGCAGUUGACGCAACUUAAGCAAGUCCCAGCCGCCAAGUACGCUCUGAACGACGUUGAAGGCGCGCUCCUAGUAGAACCAAGUCAUUCGCCGAUAGGUUGGGCUGAGCAGGCUACGGUGCAGUAUAGAGGCCGAUUACAGUCUGAAAAGACCAAUAUUAAGCUGAAGAGCAUUAUGGCCAAUCAGAUCAAGGUCAGCGAAGCUCUGAGAACGCUGCUACAGAAGACGGCAGCGAUGGAAGACAUGGACUUCUUGCACCCAGAUCCGUGCAAACCAUUGGCUGAUGGACUAAGCAGCAUGGAACUGCUGGAAAAAAGGGUGGAGAGUCUCUAUUUGGAUGCUGAUGCUGUUUUUAAGCCCGAGAGGAUGAACUCGAUCAGUGUGGAAGCGAUGGUGAAGCAGAAUCAAUCUCUAGGCAAGACGGUGGAGAUUAUUUCCACUACACCAAUGCUGUGUCCAUUGAAGGUGGCGAGCGAUACGCUUUGGAACUGGUUCUCUCUGGCCAAGCCCGUGCGAGAGCGGACAAACAUUCUUGAGAGAAAUUAUACGCUUUUAUUGGAGAGUCAGAUCGGCACGUUGGAAUUUAGGAAACAGAACUUUGUGCGGAGAUUCGAGGAGACCGACCGCGUGGUGGUUAUUUGGGCCGACAUCUUACGGUUACCGAAGCACAAGUUGCAGUUUCGUAACCAGACAUGGAUGUUCAUUACGCCGUCGGCGGACGCUCCCAACGACGCGUCGGUGCUUCGAACAUUUCAGCAGCUGUUUGUCGACAACGAUGAAAGUCAUCAAGUGCAAGGCGCUUCCUUCGCUGAAAAAUCGGCUUUCCAGGAACUCAGCAAACUCUACCGCCGCUUUCUACAGUCCCAGCAGAGAGUGAUGCUGGAAGAGACUCGAGCCGGUGCAAAUGCAUUUGGAAUUACUGUGUAGCGUAGCAUUUGUGUGCAUUUCGAUAAUUUCGCCCUCGAUUAAGACAAUUCCCAUAAAUUUUGAGCAACUCAUAAAAAAAAACCAAAUAUGUUAGAAAGGUCAA
Molecule: messenger RNA, 1337 nt
Organism: Phytophthora nicotianae INRA-310
Lineage: Eukaryota; Oomycota; Peronosporomycetes; Peronosporales; Peronosporaceae
Exons: 2
Coding region: 23-1234 (403 amino acids)
Source: RefSeq, a predicted model, not a curated record